Messenger RNA from Alternaria arbusti, 2274 nucleotides. RefSeq lists its product as uncharacterized. The transcript has 3 exons. The record is from RefSeq and is a predicted model, not a curated record. The coding region runs from base 1 to 2274 and encodes 757 amino acids. NCBI's taxonomy places the organism in Eukaryota, Fungi, Ascomycota, Dothideomycetes, Pleosporales, Pleosporaceae.
AUGGCUCCCAGAACCGUCCAUACAAUCGGAGGCCGCUACAAAAGCAACGCUGCUGUCGAAGAUGCGCCAUUCGGAGAGUUCAUCUCAGUCAGAGAGACUGAGCUGGCGUUCAACGUGGUCCAUCCGAUACCAGAGGCGUAUCUUCGCGACUUGCACUCUCAGGAACGCGCUGCGGUUAACAAGCACAUCACUUCCCAGCUAUCCAAUAACAAUUACCGUGACAGCGGACUCGUCGAAGCGGUGAGAAGAACUUUGGGCACGUUAAAGACAGUUCAACAGGAGAUGGACCACAUUCCCAAAACCAGUUCGGACUCAACCACGACGGAUGCGCCCAGUAAUCGGACGUACCAUACGGCAAGAGAGCAUCAGGAGUCCCGGGGCAAACAUUCCUCCAUGCACGUGGAGGCUGACACCGAUGUCGUCAGCGGCUCAAGGUCAGGCGCCCUUGAGCGUAGCCGGAAUAUAGAUAAAUGGAAGAGUACCGUACCCCCUGGUUACCCUCCGCCCUCCGUUAGUACGCCAAGCUCGGUUUUACAGUCUGAGGGUGGCAGUGGAUCGCAGUCAUCCAGCUCCAGCAAGAUGCGCAAGCCUAGCAGGCACACCGACUUCCUCAAGGACGCAAAGCUCGACGAGAAGACACGCGUCAUAGUUGUGGAGCACAGCGCUGCGAGCCACGAGCUGGCGCUUCAAGAACAGCACCUCGCCAGUCUUGAGUCGCUGGCUUUGACCGUCACCAGCUCAGCUGCGCGGCGCGAUCUAUACGGCGCCAUUCGGAAAGCUCGCAGUGCAGUCGAGAAGGUGCGCGUUCUCGAACGCAAGUGCAAGGGCGCCUUGUCUGACUCCCGCGCGCUCGUAGUGGAUGCUCUGGAGCUCGCUGAUGAUCUGUGGGAGACGUCAGAUGCGGCGGCGGAUGAAGCAUCAACAGUUUCAUCGCCAACAACGAUUUCUUCGCGGACAAUCGAUUCUUCGCGGACAACUGGUACUUCCCCGACACAGCGGAGUACAUCCAUUGCCCCAUCGGAGCCUGAAUCCUUGGUACCGGCCCGGUUCGCCUCUCCCUCCGAAGUUGUAUCGUUGAAGCAGGAACUGCAAAAGAUCGACGAUAGUCUUUCUGAGUCGAUGAGGACUUUGAACAGGGUCAUCACUCGAUCCAGUAACCGAGCGGGCGUCAUCAAAAGCAUAGAUCGCGCACGGGCAUGCCUUGACAAACUCCACGUCGCGCGAGAGCGCUUUUCGGGCUUGGACGACGAGAAGAUACGUAAAUUCGGGGCUGCCACACUUGCAAUCGCGCGGACAAGGCAUCAGGAAGUAUUACGCGUUCUAGAUGCAGCCAAACAAGAGCAAUUACGACUGGACGGUCCUACGCAAGCGAAAGGUAGUGGAGGAACACGAGACACUGAGCGUCAGCAGCCACCGCGAACGGAAGAAGAGCUCAAUCAAACCAUUCAUCGUAUCUCUGAACUUGAGCUUGCCGACGCCAAAGAGCUGUUGCGACAGCAAAAAAACGCUCUUGAUCAGAUUGUUCCGCACAGGGUUGCUGAGGCGCACAAUGGACGCCGCCAAAUGGGUCCUAGCUUGUAUGACCAAUUUCUGCAGGCAGGUGCACCUGAGGCUUACGGGGAGCCAACGUCGUCCGUAACGGGCUAUCGACGAUUAAUCUACUUCUACUCCAACUCUGGUGUAGAUUACAGCUUUGAGCGAUAUCUACAAGCUGCGAACGAGUUACGCCGGUGUUAUCAGCUCGCCAUCAACUCAUCCAAACCCCACCUUCCACACCAGUCCCAAGAGCGGAUUCUCUUCUCAGGCUACUUGCAGGUCUACAAGCUCGGCCUCUCUGAUAACGAUAAGAUGGCUUCUAGGGCCCGCACACUCCACACCAUUUACGGGCAAUAUCGUACUGCAGCGGCUGUCAGCAGGGCAGCUAAUGCCGAUUACAUCCCGUUGAACAGCGAUCGUAACAUCAAUGCCGUACACCCAAUUCCGACUGACUGGCUAGACGAAGAGUUAUUGCCGAGCGAGCGCGAUCAAGUCCGCGAACAUGUUGCGUCUCUACUGAGUAGUCAGCGACGCCAAGUUCCCAGUUUCGUCGAAGCUUUACAGGGUACCAUGGAGAAUCUGAACACCAUCAGGAAUAGGGGUGCAGCUACUCGCAGCAUUCCCGCGCGUCGAUCUGGAGGCGAGACAAUCGAUCGUCUGGCGGACGACUUCAACACUUUGACCAUGGGACAAGCGCAUGGCGUCAAAUUACCUGAUGACAAGCACUGGACGAAAUGA